AAUCUGAACUUAAUUUUCAAUAAUUUUGAUUUAGGUUGCAUGGAUGCAUUUUGAACAAUCUGCAAUAUUAACGGUGCAUAAUCAUGUGAUUACGCGCAAUCCACGCAUCAGCGUAACACACGACAAACAUGAUCGACAUCGGACUUGGUAUUUACAUAUAAGCAAUGUACAUGAAGAGGACAAAGGACGUUAUAUGUGUCAGAUAAACACAGUAACCGCUAAGACACAAUUUGGAUAUCUAAAUGUGGUCGUACCACCCAACAUCGAUGAUUCACUCAGUUCCAGUGAUGUUAUUGUACGUGAAGGUACUAAUAUAUCCUUGCGUUGCCGAGCCAGUGGUAGUCCACGACCAAUUAUUAAAUGGAAGCGAGAUGACAAUUCAAGAAUCACAAUCAAUAAAAACCAUAUAGUGAACGAAUGGGAAGGUGAUACUCUGGAGAUUACAAGAAUAUCUCGGCUUGACAUGGGCGCCUACCUCUGUAUAGCAUCGAACGGAGUACCUCCAACAGUGUCCAAGCGUAUUAAGGUCAGCGUAGACUUCCCUCCCAUGCUUUUGAUACCCCAUCAAUUGGUUGGAGCUCCUGAAGGUUUCAACGUAACAAUUGAAUGUUUCACGGAAGCACAUCCAACUUCGUUAAAUUACUGGACUCGUGGAGAAGGCCCCAUUAUACACGACUCUUAUAAAUACAAGGUGGAAUCUAGUGUUGGUGUUCCAGUUUAUAAAACUCAUAUGAAAUUAACCAUUAUAAACGUUAGCAGUGGCGAUGAUGGCAUUUACAAAUGUGUGGCCAAAAACCCACGUGGAGAAACCGAUGGUGUCAUUCGGCUGUACGUUUCAUAUCCACCAACCACAUCACCUCCUGGACCUUUUUCUACUGAAAUUCGUUGGGAUGUAUUUUUCGGGCACGGUAGUGAGACAUCACGAUCAAGUUAUGGCAGUUAUGGUCAGGACAAAAGUACACGUUUUCUAUCCAAUCUAAAUGAAAUCGGCUUAUCAGAACGAAAAUCAUUUGCUGAUAAAACGAAGGGCGGCCCAGGAGCAAGUAGCACCGAUGCAGCCCACGAUGACAAGGUUCGUCUAAAUGGUGAAGCACUCUCAAAAGUAUUGGCCAAUAAACUAAUGUGGAUUGCUAUUCUUAUAGUAUUAAGGCUAUGUUUAUGAGGACAUAACAUCACCAGCUCCAAUGGUCAAUACCGAAGCAUGAGUUUAUUAAACAUAUACCAUAUAUCUACAUUCAUAUAUCAUAUAAGCAUCUAAAAUAUGUAAUGUAUGUAACGCUUUCGUAGCACAUAUUACUCUCCAAAUGCCUUCAUGCUCGUUCUCUUAAAUCAUACUUCGCGAUCGCAUGACCAUAUAAAUAUAUAUAUACAUAUAUGUAUAUCAAUAUAUACAAUAUAGAUACGAAUAUAUAAGUUAAAUAAUGUUGUAAAUUAUGACCCUUAUACAGAUAUUUUUAAUAAAUAAUCAAAUGCUAGAACCACAGGUAAACUAAU
Bactrocera tryoni is the source of this 1494-nucleotide messenger RNA. Its product is annotated as lachesin-like. Gene Ontology annotation, cellular component: neuron projection. The coding region runs from base 44 to 1162 and encodes 372 amino acids. The transcript has 7 exons. NCBI's taxonomy places the organism in Eukaryota, Metazoa, Arthropoda, Insecta, Diptera, Tephritidae. The record is from RefSeq and is a predicted model, not a curated record.